AUGGCCGUCACUGCCCAGCAGCAGGCCGCCGGCCAGCCUCAGCUGGUCUUCCUCGAUGGCUCCUUUGAGGAGCUCGCCCUCGAGAUGGCGGAGUAUCUCAACAUCGCCAGCGAUAUCCAGCCCCUCAUCGAAAAGGACCAGAAGGAAGAGAUUCUUGCAAAGUUGGCCCAGGCCUCGGGUAGUCUCAAUACCGUCCAAGAAAAGGAAUAUACGGCUGCGUCAAACUUGAUGAUCUACCUCGUACUUCAGUCGCAAGACCCUCGACGAUACCUCCCCGCUCUCUGCAACACCUUCGCCAAGCCCAUCUCCACGUCUCCUCACAACGGCGUCGCCCUAAGCCUCAAUGCCUUGACGACCGUCUUCAACCUUCUCCCCGCCGAAAAUCCCAUCCGAGCCCGUGUGCUGAUGGAGAUCCUCAAAUUUUUGAAGCGUCAUGCCAUGUUCGAUGCGCUAAGGCCCUACCUGCCCCACCUUGAGCAGUGGAACGAGACCUGGGGCACCGACGAAGAGUUCCAGAGGACCAUGUAUGAGGAGGUCGCCGAGAUCGCGUCCGAGGCCGGUUACCCGGAAGAGAGCCACCGAUACAUCAUCAAAGCCCUCCGGUCAUUCGACUCGGAUGACAAGGAAGACCUCUCGUCCGAGGAAGCACAGAAGCUCGCCCUCCGCGCUCUCCGUAACGCCCUGACCUCGUCAUCUCAGUACCUCUUCCAGGAUCUCCGAGGCAUUCCUUGCGUUGAGGCUCUCAGCGACUCCAGCCCAGUAUACUACCAGCUCCUUGAAAUCUUUGCCGAGCAAGACCUUGAAGAUUUCACCGAUUUCAAUGACGAGCACGAUGGCUGGAUUGAGAAGGAGAACUUGGACUAUGAGAAGCUCUACAGGAAGAUGCGUCUAUUGACCUUUGCCAGUCUUGCCGCUGCCACGCCCAGCCGCGAAAUUUCCUACAACAGCAUCGUCAAGGCUCUCAGGAUCCCCGAGGAGGAGGUCGAGAUGUGGACCAUCGAUGCCAUCCGCGCCGGCCUCGUUGAGGGCAAGCUUUCGCAACAGCGCAAGACUUUCCUCGUGCACAAGGUUACCUACCGCGUCUUUGGUACCAAGCAGUGGCAGGAGCUGUCCACCCGCGUCGAUAACUGGAAGACUACUCUGACGACCGUGCUCGAGACCCUUCUUCAGGGACGGGCGGACGCCAAGACCCAACAAGAGAGGGAUGCCCAGGAAAUCGAGAGGAAACUAGCCCAGGCGAGCCUCGGUGGUGGUCAGCAAGGACAAGGAGGCCGCCGUCGUCACGACCAAGGCAAGCAGCAGAAGGAGAGGCCGGCUGAGAAUGCCGAUUAA
Messenger RNA from Parascedosporium putredinis, 1332 nucleotides. Lineage: Eukaryota; Fungi; Ascomycota; Sordariomycetes; Microascales; Microascaceae. The record is from the annotation of a GenBank genome assembly.